UAAGCAGCGUAUGAUGAUGAUACGCGACAGAAGCUGACUCGGGAUCAACGUGCGUGGACCGCACCCGGACACGACGGCAACUCCGUGACAUUUAUCCGCGAACGCCGACCCGCAGGUUCUCGGAUCCGCGAGUGUCCGACGUGCGGACGGUGCACGUCCGAGGCAGCCACGGACUCCCCACUGUACUGUGUAUUUACGAGAUGCCUUGUCGGGAUAUAAUCGAAUCUGAAGGGAGAACGUCACGUCUUGUGAGACAUGCAUUUAUUGAAGAUUCACUUUUCUCGGAGCAAUCUUGAUCUGAAAUUAAUUCGUCAUCGCGUUACCACAUAAUAAGCCCAUGUUUACAUGCCACAUAACGUGAAACGGAGUCACAGGCUCAAGUGGCGGAAUUAAACGGGACGAUUACUCAACACGUGCACUGAUAAACAUAACCUGAACGUAUCUGGCUUACGAAUGUGUCGAAAAAAAUGAGAAAGUAACGUCGAGAUUUGAUGUUUUCGUGCGAAAAGCGCCUCUACAUUCACAAAACAUGAACUACGAUGGCGAUGUCUGCAAAUUUUACUUUACCUACCCGACACACGGAAAGUGGAUGAUGUGUCUUACACGUAUUUCUUCAGAGGGCGCGUCGGGAAAGGCGUUCCAAGAAAAUCCUCGCGAUAUGGCUGCUCCAUUCUGUUUACAGAUUUUGAUUUACUGAAGUUUCGCUUCCCUGAAAUGUAUUCUUUAACUCAUAAAAUAGAUAACGCACACGAGGACAGUAUAUGGACCUGUGCGUGGGCUUGUCCAAAGAGAAAGAAGAGUCACGAUCCUGAUAAUGAGGAUUCACGUGAUUCCAUGCGAUCCAACGAAGAUGAAACCGUGGAAUAUCUCGUGACAGGUUCUGUGGAUGAUUCUGUUAAGGUAUGGGUGCCGCAGGAUGGCACUUUGAAGAUGAAACAUAAAUUAACUGGACAUUCCUUGGGGGUGGUAUCCAUAGCUGUCAGUUCAGAUGGAUUGAAAUGUGCAUCUAGUUCACUCGACUCAAGCUUAAGAUUAUGGGACUUGCAGUCUGGCGACAAGUUAUCGAACAUUGAAGUCGGUCCGGUGGACAUUUGGACUAUGGUCUUUUCUCCGGAUGAUAAAUUUGUCGUGUCUGGUAGCCAUGCUGGCAAGAUACAUUUAUACGGCGUCGAGAGCGGCAAACAGGAGCAAACCCUGGACACAAGAGGUGGAAAGUUUACCUUGAGCGUUGCUUAUAGUCCUGAUGGUAAAUACAUCGCGAGUGGUGCGAUCGAUGGAAUUAUUAAUAUCUUUGAUGUCACCUAUGGGAAAGUCCUGCGUACGCUGGAAGGUCAUGCGAUGCCUAUCAGAUCUCUGUGCUUUUCACCAGACUCUCAAUUACUGCUAACAGCAUCCGAUGACGGUCAUAUGAAGCUGUAUGAUGUCAAGGAUGCAAACCUAGCAGGAACAAUGUCGGGGCAUGCCUCUUGGGUACUCGGCGUGGCUUUUUCACGAGAUGGGCAACAAUUUGCGUCAAGUAGUUCCGACCACACAGUCAAAGUCUGGGAAUUGGCGCAAAGACAGUGUCUGCAUACAUUUAGGGAACAUAACGACCAGGUAUGGGCAGUAAAGUAUAACCCACAGAGGAACAACGUAAUCGCGUCGGUGUCCGAAGAUAAAUCCAUAAAUUUGUAUGAAUGUCCAUUGUACGAUAAAUAAAUACAUUGCAAUGUGAGCGUA
This is a messenger RNA of Dinoponera quadriceps, 1719 nucleotides long. RefSeq names its product WD repeat-containing protein 61. Bases 715 to 1698 code for a protein of 327 amino acids. Lineage: Eukaryota; Metazoa; Arthropoda; Insecta; Hymenoptera; Formicidae. Gene Ontology annotation, cellular component: Cdc73/Paf1 complex. The transcript is spliced from 10 exons. Gene Ontology annotation, molecular function: protein binding. The record is from RefSeq and is a predicted model, not a curated record.